Paramuricea clavata is the source of this 1333-nucleotide messenger RNA. Lineage: Eukaryota; Metazoa; Cnidaria; Anthozoa; Malacalcyonacea; Plexauridae. The record is from the annotation of a GenBank genome assembly.
CUAUAAAUUUCAUUGAUUUCGGGUCUGAACUAACCAGACUUCUUUCCUGUAAAAUUUCUCACUCUCUUGAAGAUAAAGAACGUUAACGCGAUUUCUAUAUAUAGUUUUGAUAAUAAUUUAUUUAUAAUAAAAAUGUCUGAUCGUUGUGAGCAAAGAGGAACAAAAAAUGGAAAGAAGCCUUUUGAAUGUGAUGUUUGUAAGAAGAGAUAUAACAAAUCAGAUCACUUAGCUGUGCAUAAAAGAACACACUCUGAAGACAAACCUUAUAUGAAUGCGAUGUUUGUAAGAAGACAUUUACACAAUCAGGUAAUUUAGCAACGCAUCAACGCACACACACUGGAGACAAACCUUAUGAAUGUGAUGUGUGUAAGAAGAAAUUUAGACAAUCAGGUAAUUUAACUAUACACAAACGAACACAUACUGGAGACAAGCCUUAUGAAUGCGAUGUUUGUGAGAAGAGAUUUAGACAAUCAGGUAAUUUAACUAUACACAAAAGAACACACACUGGAGACAAGCCUUAUGAAUGUGAUGUUUGUAAGAAGAGAUUUAAAGUAUCAAAUCAUUUGGUAAAACACAAGAGAACACAUACUGGCGACAAGCCUUAUAGAUGUGAUGUUUGUAAGAAGAAAUUUUCACAAUCGAGUAAUUUAGCUGUACAUAAGAGAAGACAUACUGGAGACAAACGUUAUCAAUGUGAUGUUUGUAAGAAGAGAGUUAUGCAAUUAAGAAUUCUUAAUUGGCACAAAAAGGAGCAUUUGUUUUGCAGUAGUUGCCACAAAGUGAUUAUUGAACCACAAGAUUUUCAAGGACACUUUGUUGAGGAUAAAAGCAGUGGAAAAUAUGCUUGUAACAAAUGUAACAAACGAUUCUCAAAUUUCAUGACAUUGGUUCAACAUUUAGCGAGACACCAUGGCAAUGAUGGAAACUAUCAAUGUGGUUUAUGUCAAGAACUUAAAUCAAAAGGACCAACUGGUGUUGGAUAUGUUUGCUGUGUGUGCGAUGUUGUGUUUGAUGUUCCCAGAGAUCUUGAAGAUCACAUGGCCACCCAUGACACAAUCUGAAUAUUGUUGCCGGCUUUGAGUAUGCAGCGAGUUUAUGCAUAUGACAGAUUCCAGUUUAGUUUUACAUGAAAUAUACAUUGGCAUUUGUAUCAGACUAGUUAUUUAUAUUUCUUGAGCCGGUUACAGACGAGCAAGUUUUCUAUGACAAGUUUUUAUGUAACGAGUUUUAUUUGCUUGUCUGUACGCGCAACUUUGACAAUUUUUUCUAUGACAAGUGCACUUGUUCAUAAGCUAGCAUGCUAGCAUGGGUCAGCAAAGAAAACUUGUCAAAG